GGGAGUUUGUUGUGGAGUCGACACCAGCGGCCGCUCCGCUCCGCUCUACACCGUGGCCCGGGGCGCCUGUGCCGGCGCUGUGUCCCCGCCAGCCCCCCCGUCCACAGAUCAACCCACCGGGGCCUGGUCGCCUCAUGGCACCAACUACUACAGCAGCAGCAGCGGCGGCGAUGGCGAUAAACACAGGCCUCGGGGGCGCGCUCCGCCGCUGGGCCCCGGUCACGGCCAGGGCCAGGCUCGUGCCCGAGGCCGCCGCGCGCGUGCACACCGCCGUCCCCGCGCUCGCCCACAGACGGAGCCCGCUCAAGAAAUUCCUCUCCAAGACAAAGAAGAAGUUUUGGUAUGAUAGUCCUACACUGGGAUCACAACUGCUUUACAAACCCUCGAGUUUGGAGAAUAUGUUGAAACCUCAACGCAGGGUAAAAAAGGAGGACACAAUCCGAAUGAGGGCACUGAACAAAGUCCUUUAUAAAGCAAUCACAGAUCUGCUGAACAGCAGUGAAGUCAGCCCGGAGGUAUUUGACGAGAAAGUGGAGAUAUCCAAAGUUCUGUUGACUGUGGAUUUUUCAGCAUGUCGUGCCUACUGGGUACCAAGCGGUUUGCUUGAAAAAGAUAAUCGCAUUCAAAAAGUCUUAGAAAAAUAUUCUCCCCGUGUAAGACACCUUCUCAUAACUCAUCAAGUCAUGGGUUGUGUCCCACCUGUGGUCUUUGUUCGAGACCGAGAACAAGCAGCAAUUGCUGAGGUAGAGAGAUUGUUAGAAAUUGCUGAUUACGGCUCUGAAGAAACUUCUGAUGUAUCGCAAGUUUUGGACUCCAUCCAUGGGCAAUUCCCCGUAGACACUGCCUUGAAGCCUACGCAUCUAGGACCGAUACCAGUCUCAUCCCAGCGGCCAUCAUCCGAACCUGACCAUUUCGGUAUUAACCACGACUUGCUAAACAAACAAAUACUGGAAUAUAAAAAGAAAAAUACUCACCGAUUAAUGGAAACAAAUAAUUUAACAUUGUCAGAGCAGCACCUAGAACAAAUAGCUCAGCUGAAAAAAUUACGACUAAAGAAGAAGAAAUUGAAUUGCAGUUUUGACGACAUUACACCGGAGAUGUACUUGUUAGAAAAAUACAGCACAAACUCCUCAGACACAUUGUCAGAUAGAGAAGAGGAACUGAAGGAAUUAGGUGAGGACAUAAAAGAGCUAGAAUUAGAGGAAGAUGAUCCAGAAAAUCCAUCGAAAAUACCAAAAGAUUUAAAAUAAACUUUUUUUUAACAGA
Messenger RNA from Amblyraja radiata (thorny skate), 1266 nucleotides. It is a transcript of the gene rbfa, whose product is annotated as ribosome binding factor A. The transcript has 7 exons. Bases 135 to 1250 code for a protein of 371 amino acids. Gene Ontology annotation, biological process: rRNA processing. NCBI's taxonomy places the organism in Eukaryota, Metazoa, Chordata, Chondrichthyes, Rajiformes, Rajidae. The record is from RefSeq and is a predicted model, not a curated record.